UCAAACAUAGAUCAGGUUAGCAGCUCGACUCAUAUUUUGCCGGUCUUAAGUCAUUCCCACCUGCUUUUCUGGACUGUGCCCUAUAAAUCCCCCCACAAUUCUCCUCAAAAAGAUCACUUCUCUUCAUUUUUUGUUCUUCUUUCUUCAAGAGUAGGCUUUUGGAGAGAGAGUAGCUCCGAUGUCGGUAACGACUGUGAAAGUCAGCAAUGUUUCCCUCAGUACACCUGAGGGGCAUGUCGAGGGGUACUUUUCCUUUUCUGGAGAAAUCGAAUAUGUCGAGAUGCGUAGUGGGGAUGAAAGCUCAAAAAUUGCAUACGUCACUUUCAAAGAUUACCAGGGAGCAGAUAAUGCACUACUUCUAUCGGACGCAAAAAUAGAUGGUCAAUCUGUCGUCAUUACAGCAGCCACAGAUUACGAAUUACCUCCUGCUGCUUCAGAUCCACAAGAGGACGCAAAAAUAGAUGGUCAAUCUGUCGUCAUUACAGCAGCCACAGAUUACCAAUUACCUCCUGCUGCUUCAGAUCCACAAGAGUCCCAUGGUGGUUCUCGAUCCAGCGUGCUUGACAAGGGUUUUAGCUUAAGCAAACAUGCUGUCAAGAAAGCAAUAAUUUUUGCCUGGAAACACGGACCCAGAUUCUCAAUCGGUACUCAGGUUCCGAUUUGUGGCAAGAGCUUUAAUGUUGGCUUGGAAAAGUAAGUCUAGUUCUCUGGGGAAAGGUCAAAGACCGCAAAAUCUGCUUCCGGUACAACUGAUCACGUCUCUCUCUCUCUCUGAGUUCAUCAAACAGGAUUGAAGCUUUAGAGAUGGCUGCUAUUGUUAUUUUUGUAAUAAAGACCAUGCAAUCUGGUCCUCGAAUUGACUACUGGCAUCUAUUCUCUAGUGUAGGGUGUUGGCAGUCUUCAUAUAUUUAGUUAGAAUUGCCUGGUCAACCAUUUGA
Messenger RNA from Elaeis guineensis (African oil palm), 938 nucleotides. NCBI's taxonomy places the organism in Eukaryota, Viridiplantae, Streptophyta, Magnoliopsida, Arecales, Arecaceae. The record is from RefSeq and is a predicted model, not a curated record.